CUAGUGCAGGAGCUCCUGCUAAGAAAGAAGCAGUCCCAAAGACAGAAGCAACCCCUAAAACUGAAGCAACUCAGCCUCCUCCACCACCACCACCAGCAACACCACGUCCAGCUUCAACCUCAGGACCUAUCCCAGAUAUGGCCCCACCCCCUGCCAAGCCCCCUGCUAUACCAGUGACUUCGACCCCAACAUCGGCAGUCAAGCCAAAACCAGCACCAGCACCAUCUGGUGCCGCGCCGGCGGGAAUCUCUGGGAGCCGCACAGAACAAAGGGUAAAAAUGAAUCGUAUGCGCCUGAGGAUAGCUCAACGUCUGAAAGAAGCACAGAACACUUGUGCCAUGCUGACAACCUUCAAUGAGAUUGAUAUGAGCAACGUCAUGGAGAUGAGAACUCUCUAUAAGGAUCCAUUCUUGAAGAAGUACAACCUGAAACUGGGUUUUAUGUCCGCUUUCGUGAAGGCUGCAGCCUUUGCACUUGCUGACCAGCCAGUGGUCAAUGCGGUCAUUGAUGAUACAGAUAUUGUCUACAGGGACUAUGUUGACAUCAGUGUGGCCGUGGCCACCCCAAAGGGGCUGGUGGUUCCUGUGAUCCGUAAUGUGGAGACCAUGAACUAUGCAGACAUUGAGAAAACCAUUGCGGAUCUGGGCGAGAGGGCGAGGGCUGGAACUCUGGCCAUUGAAGACAUGGAUGGUGGAACUUUCACCAUCAGUAAUGGGGGAGUAUUUGGCUCUAUGUUUGGUACCCCCAUCAUCAACCCGCCUCAGUCAGCAAUACUGGGCAUGCACGCCAUCUUUGACAGGCCAGUGGCAAUUAAAGGACAGGUUCAGAUUCGACCCAUGAUGUAUGUGGCCUUGACUUAUGACCAUCGACUUGUGGACGGACGUGAGGCAGUGACGUUCUUGAGGAAGAUCAAAUCAGCAGUGGAAGACCCCCGAACUAUCUUGUUAGACUUGUAA
Messenger RNA from Candidula unifasciata, 956 nucleotides. NCBI's taxonomy places the organism in Eukaryota, Metazoa, Mollusca, Gastropoda, Stylommatophora, Geomitridae. The record is from the annotation of a GenBank genome assembly.